ACUUUUAAGAAGUUUCUUUAUCGUGAGCUCGAUACUCUUUACUCAUAUACAAAGGAUUAUCUCUCUCUCCUUUAGCAAAAGAGGCUAAGUGGAUAACUAACUACUAUGUCUGCGCAAAAACGGAUUUGUGUGAUUGGAGCUGGACCAAGUGGCAUGUCGGUCUUAUAUCAUUAUAACAAACUAAAACAAGAAGGAAAAGACGUCCCGCAAAUUGUGUGCUACGAUAAGCAGUCAGACUGGGGUGGUCUCUGGUUGUACUCCUGGGAGACUGGCAUAGAUCAAUAUGGUGAACCAGUGCAUGGAAGCAUGUACAGAGGAAUGUGGACUAACAACCCAAAAGAAGUUAUAGAACUCCCUGAUUACACCUUUCAAGAUCACUUCAAAAAGCCAAUACCAUCUUUCCUUCCAAGAGAAGCAAUGUUUGAUUAUUUGAAAGGUCGUUGGUCACAAAGCGAUCUCCGUCAAUGGAUCAAAUUCAACCAUGUUGUCCGCCAUGUCACCUACAAUGAUGACACUGAUGACUUCUCAGUUGUCGUGAAAAACCUGCCAGAGGACAAAGACCUCCCAGCUCAGAGAUUUGACUACGUCAUCGUGGCUACCGGUCACUUCUCUGUCCCUAACAUACCAUACUUCGAGGGCAUUGAUCAAUUUCCAGGUAGAAUCAUCCACUCCCAUGACUUAAGGAAUGCAUCUCAGUUCAAAGGUGACAGAAUUCUUGUCGUGGGUGACAGUUUCUCAGGAGUUGACAUCGCAAUACAGACUCUUAAGUAUGGCGCAAAAAAUGUCAUCAUCAGCUACAGAACAAGUGCACUAGGAUAUAAAUGGCCUUCAGAGAUUGAAGAAAGACCACUUUUGAACAAGGUCGAAGGCAACACAGUUCACUUCAAAGACGGUUCCAGUGCAGAAGUGGAUUCUAUCAUCUUGUGUACUGGCUAUCGCCAUCAUUUCCCUUUCAUGGAGGAGAGCCUUCGACUCAAAGCCAGUGAUAAAGAGACUUGGUACCCACCAGGACUGUACAAAGGCGUUUUGUGGUAUCCAAGAGGAAACAACAAGUUAAUGUAUAUUGGAAUGCAGAAUCAGUUAUACGUGUUUACCAUGUUUGAUAUCCAAGCAAAGUGGGCAUUGGAAUAUAUCGUUGGCGAUAGAGAGGUUCCAGAUAAAAAGACCAUGGAAGCUGAUGUGGAUAACUGGAAUCAGAGGCUGAACGAAGUAGGCGAUGUUAUUGGAAUACUAGACUUUCAGACAGAAUAUGUAAAGCUCCUUGCUGAAGAAGUAAAAUAUGGCUGUGACGUUGAUUGCGCUCACAUGAUUAAGCAUGAAUUGGUGUAUUCGGUGGAUCACCCCUUGUCUUACAAAGAUACAUGUUACGUCAGUAAUCACAGCGGAGUCAAGUCAAUCAAACACCAUACUUCAUUUAUGGAGGCUUUUGAUGACUCCAUAGAAACGUUUCUUGACACCAAGCAAUAAGUGUCUCGUAUUUUACUUUAUACGAAUGUAUCUUAAAAGUACUAUCUAAGCAAUAAUUAAAUAAAUGUGAACAUCAUUAACAAUUCUUGAUAAUGAUAUUAAACUGACUGUAAAAUA
Exaiptasia diaphana is the source of this 1584-nucleotide messenger RNA. RefSeq names its product flavin-containing monooxygenase FMO GS-OX-like 8. The record is from RefSeq and is a predicted model, not a curated record. The transcript has 5 exons. Gene Ontology annotation, molecular function: NADP binding; N,N-dimethylaniline monooxygenase activity; flavin adenine dinucleotide binding. Bases 106 to 1467 code for a protein of 453 amino acids. NCBI's taxonomy places the organism in Eukaryota, Metazoa, Cnidaria, Anthozoa, Actiniaria, Aiptasiidae.